AACAGGUGGAUUGGAACUUGACAGCUCAAUGUUUUGAUUGAAAGUUUUUCUCUUCUUGGGUGAUGUCAUAUAGCAUCUGUAGUUGAAAGAAUUGAAAUUCAUCUUGAAAUUGUUGAAUAAAGCAUAAUAAAGACAGAGUAAUGGCCGAUCCAAAGUUUCAAUUCCUCCCAUACAUUGCGCAUGAUCAGCCGGACGUUUACGAAACUCCUGAUGUUCCGGAGGCUGAAACGUCCGAUUUUUACGAGGAAGAGCCCUCGAACGAUAGCAUUGAGCGUUUGCACAUUUCCACGAAGGAUUCCUAUAACAAGUUCAAAGGAAAAUACCUAACGGGAGAUGUGGAUUUUAGCGAUCGGAUUGGGAAGAAGGCUCGCAUCGGAUACGAUGCCCGCAGUGGUGAAUGGGACUUGGCCGGAGAUGGUGAAAAGGAAACACCCGUACAAAAGUGUUUACGUUUGCAGUGUGAGAUGAAUGAGCUGAUGGAGGAGAUUGCUGCCGCCCAAGCGGAUGCGAGCAAAUCCAAAGAAGAGAAAGCUUCCUACGAGGCGGUAUGCGAAGUGGUUGGUACCGCUAAACGGGUGCUGGAGAGUUUAAAGCUUGAACAGGCCAUUGGAAGUGAAGCGGUAACUGAGGGAGCCGAAACGGAAGCGAAAAAAUUGCUGGCAAAAAUCGAGGAUUACAAGAAAACGGGGCGGUCCGAUCCGGCAACCACCGCCACAGGUCUGGUGCAAAGCUCUCGCAUUGCCGAACUCGAACACCGCUUGCAUCAGCUUGAAGUCGCCGUCGGGGCCAAACCGGAGAAGAUCAGCCGUUUAGCUGAUUGUGCAGGAGCUGGCAAUCUAAUUGAAGCGGUGCAAUCUAUCUCUGCGAAGGCAGCUCUACUUCAGCCGCAGCAGCUGGAUAUGAUCGAAACGAGGCUGGCAACGUUAGUGCAAAAAAUGGACAGCAUUCAGGAGAAAUCUACUGCCAAUGGGAAGGAUGCUAACAGGGAGCAGAAAAUCUUGGAGCUGUAUGAAAUUGCGAAGAGUACCGAACCAAUCGUGCAAAUUCUUCCGGAUAUGUUAAACCGGAUGCAAACACUGGAAUCGUUGCAUAAAUAUGCAACCAAUUUCAGCAAAUUAUUCGCUGAACUGGAAACGACUCAGGCAAGCAUUCUAAACGGAAUCGCAGCCAAUAAAGGGCUGCUCUCGGGAGUGCAGGAGGCAUUCGCCCAGAAUCUCGAAAAUGUCAAUAAAGAGGUAAAGAAGCUAGAAGAACGCAUGCUGACUCUACAGGAGAAGGUAAAAUAAGCCAACAGUGUAAUUGGCUCAUUCCCAACAUCAGCAGCACAAGCUCUACAAGUGUGAUGUGCUGAAAUUUGUUUGCUUAUUAACGUACUCAAUCACUCUGUAAUUCCCUAAUAUGUAACCUUUAUGAAAAGUGGUAUUUAUUUAUGCUUAUUAUCGCGAAAAUAAAAUUAUUUAAUAUGAUUAGUUCAA
Messenger RNA from Toxorhynchites rutilus septentrionalis, 1475 nucleotides. It is a transcript of the gene DCTN2-p50, whose product is annotated as dynactin subunit 2. Gene Ontology annotation, biological process: mitotic spindle organization. The record is from RefSeq and is a predicted model, not a curated record. Gene Ontology annotation, cellular component: centrosome; cytoplasm; dynactin complex. The coding region runs from base 141 to 1286 and encodes 381 amino acids. The transcript has 3 exons. Lineage: Eukaryota; Metazoa; Arthropoda; Insecta; Diptera; Culicidae.